Messenger RNA from Culex quinquefasciatus (southern house mosquito), 1631 nucleotides. Its product is annotated as eggshell protein. The transcript is spliced from 5 exons. The record is from RefSeq and is a predicted model, not a curated record. Lineage: Eukaryota; Metazoa; Arthropoda; Insecta; Diptera; Culicidae. Bases 1168 to 1521 code for a protein of 117 amino acids.
CCCACCGAGUGGUACACAUCUGAACUUAGGUUUUCUUUUGUUUUGUUGUUACUCGUUUUUUGUUUUUCGUUUUUUUUGUUAGUGAAUUUAUAAUUUAUCAGAAAUGUAUGAGAACUAUAAAUGUCCACUUUGUGGAGAACGCUUCGAAUCUGAGGAAAUUAUUAAAAAUCACUUGAAAAGCUGCUUUGAUUCGUCUUCGAAUUUGAACCAAACCUCAAAUGAUCCCGCAGCGAACGGGGUAAUCACUUCUCAACCGAUCGCUGCCAAUGCAACUAGUUUUGCGCAACAAUCCGUACCAUCUAGAAAUGCACCCGAUGAAUAUGUCGGUUGUUGUUACGGCUGUUGCAGCGAUGAAGAUGGUGAUGCGUACACUAGUGACCACCAGCGGGGAAUAACAUCAACAACAUCUUCAUCGGACCACGCGGAGCCGCUUGGGGGUGGUGGAGGUUGGUUUAGUAGUAGUGGUGACAAUGGAGGCGCCAUCGAUAACGACUGCAACUGGGGUUCGGGAGGUGGAGGAGGAGGUGGCGAUUCUGGAGGAGGCGGUUGUGGGGGUGAUUCCGGAGGUGGAGAUUGUAGUGGAGGGGGAUCUAGUUCCUGUGAUUGAUAGACAGCUCAACCUCCAUGUUCGAAAGCUGCUCCAGUUCAACCACCCCGAGAAGCUUUUCCACCCCUAGUUCACCGGCUGGCCACAUCAGCGCAACAUAGCCAAGUCUUGACAUCAAUUUAUGCUCGACAUUCGCGACUGGGUCCACUUUUUCGCACAGCAUCCUUCGCUUCAAUCACACUCACAUCUGCGUUCGAACGUGCAUUCUCGACUCAAGUUUUGUCUACCUGCAGGCGUAAUAAAAAGGUUAACAUUUUUCUAAAUAUUUAGCUGCCAGUGGUGUUGAUGGUAGAAAAUGGUGCUUUCCACCGCAGCUUAAAAAAGUUCAGAUUUACGCCCAUUCGUUGUGACCCAGCUGAUUCGAUGAAGUGUUGGUGGUGGGGCUGGUGCUGCUGCUGCUUUUGCUGAAACCGGAAGGAAAAAGUUUUAGCGUGAUGUUAUCUCGUCGCAUCCUGGCAGCAGCAGGACGACGCUAUUAAUAGAAGGUCCACUAUUGGAGAAGUUUCGCGGCCAGAAAUCACCAUCACCAUCGAGCCGGAUUUCCUCCCCCUCCAUCGACAAUGGACUUUAAAUGUCCGCUCUGUGAUGUGCCGAUGCCCUCGAUGGAGAAGCUGAAGCAGCACAUCAAAAACACCCACAGUGCGUACUUUUGCGACACCUAUCUGUUUCCGCCGGAGAUGCUCUUUCCCGGGGCGCCCUCGACGGUCGCGACCAACAACCUGGAGGGGGUGAUUACGAGCGAGCCGACCUUUCAGCUGUCCACGCCGGAGGUGACCAUCGAGCAGGCCGAGGAACCGUGCUGCGUGUGCUGCGAGUACGAGGGCGCGGACGGCGAUCCGACGGAUUGCGGGAUGUGCGACUGCAACUGCGAGGACGAUGCCGGGGGUGAGUGCGACGAUUGUAUGGUGAUGUAAUUUAGGGUAAACUCAAAUCGAUGUGACACACAUAGUAUUUUUUAUAAAAGUGCCUAUACUUCUGCAAACAAAAAAAAAAACAAAAGGUCAAACCACACACUCAUUAAAAU